AUGUCGUUAGCUGGCGUCUCCUCCGCCACCAUCAGUGACCUUGAUAGUUACAUCUUCGACGACUACCAGUUCUCUUUCGACUCUAGUUAUAUCCUUCAAGACGAGGCCUUUAGCUUUGACCCACCACAGAAUCACUCAGCACUCAAUGACUACCAAGUCUACAGCCAAUCCAACGACUAUCCUAUGUCGAAAUGGCCUGAGUUCGAGCGUGUGGAUGACUUAAAGCCAUCUACAGAGAAUCAAGUGAAGCUCGGCUCAUGCGACAUAGACAUAUUCAAUAGUCAGGUAGCACCGCCACGUUCCAACUCUGCUGCCAGCACCGGCUCCAAAGAGGACAAAUUAUCUCUCAAGCCUCAACCGUCCCAACCACUACGAAAGCCAGGGAAAGGUCGGCCGAGGAACUCGGAGGUAGCCAUUACUCCUUCCAAGACAACAACAACAGCGGGGCGCAAGCGAAAACCCACGCGAAAGUCACCCACCACCAGCGAAGUAGGAGACUCGCCAGAAGAGAAGCGGAAACAGUGGCUCGAAAAGAACAGACUGACUGUUGCAAAGUGCAGAAACAACAAGAAAGAGAGGACGGAAAAUUUACAACGUGACUUGCGGGAGAAAGAAGAUAAGAAUGCGUGCCUCAAGGAGCAGGUGAUGCUUAUGAAGGACGAGAUCCAACAGAUGAAUGCGAUCCUUGUUGCACAUGCAAACUACGAAGGAUGCAAGUUUCGCGAAGAGACCCAGGCCCAGCUCAAUGCCCUCACCAACGACUUUUCCACCGCCCACCAGCCAUCCUUCCAAGAAACCAUUCUCCAUCUGCCUUGGGCCAAUUCCAUGGGCUACAAUCAGGAGCUACAGAAGAAAGAGAGGUUGAUGGCGCCGGACCACCGGGAGAAUAUGAUGGCCGACCAAGAUGGACGCAUCGAGCCUCUCACCUCGAACACUGGGGACAAUUCGCCAUGCAUGCAGAAACAGUGCGCGCCUGUUCACAGUCCUCAACCGCCCGCUCUCUGGAAUCAAAUUCAUCCUUACCCUUUUGUGGACCAGUCGACGCACGGUAAUCAGGCUGGUAUGCAAGACAUCACCCCUGACUUUCCAGCUCGCGUACCCAUGAUGGAGACAGUGGCGGAGGGAGCGUCGAGAUAUCGAUGCGACCAUAUUCAUCCCCAAACGGGCAAACCUUGUAACUUGGGCUUCUCUCAGCGCCAGAAUCUUACGCGGCAUAAGAGAACCAUUCACGAGGUCGAUAAGCUGCGGUGCCACCUGUGCAAGAACACCUUUGGGCGAGGCGACUCGUUACUCCGCCACACACGCAUGGUUCACUUAGACGACGAGUAG
Messenger RNA from Cladophialophora immunda, 1329 nucleotides. RefSeq lists its product as uncharacterized. Gene Ontology annotation, cellular component: nucleus. Gene Ontology annotation, biological process: regulation of transcription by RNA polymerase II. Gene Ontology annotation, molecular function: RNA polymerase II cis-regulatory region sequence-specific DNA binding; DNA-binding transcription factor activity, RNA polymerase II-specific. The coding region runs from base 1 to 1329 and encodes 442 amino acids. The transcript has a single exon. The record is from RefSeq and is a predicted model, not a curated record. Lineage: Eukaryota; Fungi; Ascomycota; Eurotiomycetes; Chaetothyriales; Herpotrichiellaceae.